UAUAUUAAUUUUUUAAAAUCUUCAAUUCUAUCUUGUUUUUUAAUUACUCAAAAAUAUUUAGAACCCGCCAAAGUAAAGAAAAAUCAGAAUUUUGUUUCCCUCACUCAAACCGCAAUCUGCUUCAUACCAGCCACCGGAGCUUUCCACUGAAACUGUAAGAAUUUGUAGAAUUCCAACAUGCCAGACUCUCACACCCCAUGGGAUUUCAGCUGUGACUUGGAAGUGAAUUUUGGGUCUGAGGAGAAUGCUUCCAUUGUCCAUACAGCUUUAGCUGUUGAUAAAGAGCUGCAACCAGAUAAAGUCAAAAGGCAGAUGUCAAUCUCUGGUGGAAAGUUGUUAGUGCACUUUGAGGCGGUGGAAGCGAGAUUUCUUCGAGCAUCAUUCUCUGCCUUCACAGAUGUCCUUACUCUUGCAACAAAAACAAUUGAAGAAUUUGGGAUCGGAAUGAAAUUAUGAUACUCGUUAUAAACAUUAUUGUAUGCUGUUAUGUAAUUCUGAUUGAAAUUUAGCAUUUUUGCUUUAGGAAAAAUUGUAUCAAUGGUAUUUGAGCUUUCUAAUUUUUUAGCUUUUCAGUAUUUAACUUACUUUUUAUUGUAUGUCUAAAUUCAUGAAUUUCUUAACAAUCAUUAUCUAAAGUAGAUUUUGUAGUA
This is a messenger RNA of Mercurialis annua (annual mercury), 650 nucleotides long. RefSeq lists its product as uncharacterized. The transcript has 5 exons. Lineage: Eukaryota; Viridiplantae; Streptophyta; Magnoliopsida; Malpighiales; Euphorbiaceae. The coding region runs from base 178 to 456 and encodes 92 amino acids. The record is from RefSeq and is a predicted model, not a curated record. Gene Ontology annotation, cellular component: EKC/KEOPS complex.